UGUCGUUUCAACAUCUGGCAACAUCGAACGGCAACACGUGCGGUCGUGCCGUACCGUAUUCAAUAUACACAGCUCACUUAUUUUUCGCAACUAAAAGUUGAAUUAGCCGGAUAAUGGUGACGCGCAAGAAGCCAGUUAAGCGCAACGCCGAGGCGGCCGAAAUCCAGGUCGAGCAGGAGGAGGACGCUUCACAGCCGAAGGUGGCCAAGGAGCUGAUGGUGGUCGCCCAGGAGGUGAAAAUUAUACGUGCUCUUGCCUGCAACGAUGUGGUGGAGCGUAAUCGCCAGAUCCGCAUUUUGCGCAAGUGGUUCAAGGCGCGUGCCGGUAGCUCCUUUCCCUUCAACGAGGACGACUUCAUGCGCAUCUGGAAGGGAUUGUACUACACCAUGUGGAUGUCGGAUAAGCCGCUGGUGCAGGAGGAGCUGGCCGAGAAGUUGGCUCAAAUGGUGGACAGCUUCGGCGGUAAUACGGCCUGCAGUCUGGCCUACUUUAGUGCGUUUAUGCGCACAAUGUGCCAGGAGUACUUUGGCAUAGAUCAGUGGCGCAUGGACAAAUUCCUGAUGCUCACCCGCCGCAUGGUGCGUUAUCUACUGAGAUUCCUCAAACAGAACAACUGGAAUGCGGACCUGAUAGCCGCAUUCAACAGCAGCAUGCAGCUUUCUGUGAUGUCGGAGCAGCCUAAGUCUCGCGGCAUGACCAUGCACUACCUAGAUGUUUUCUUUGAGGAGCUGGCCAAGGCGGCCAAUGGUGAGAUCACUGCUGCUCAGGUUAAUAUGUUCUUGCGUCCGUUUGUCACCUACAUUGCUACACAACGCGAUGCUAAGCUAGUGGCACAGUGCCGCACAAGGGUACUCUAUCAUCUGAUGUACCAGAGCGACUUAGGACGACAGUACAGCGAAAAGUACAAUGCCUGGAAGCAGAUGGGUUUCCCCACCGCCUCCAUUGAUGACAUUGAGAAACUAGAUUCUGGAUUUGACGAGGAGGAUGACGAGGUCAACGCCGAGGAGGAGCAGCCGCGGGCCACAUCCUUGGAUCCCCGAGCGGGCAACGUGGACGUUCACAUGCCGGAGCUGCCGCUCAACGCUGAUUGCGUACUAGAUGAGCUGCAGACGCAGCUACGCACCAACGAUUUUAACAGCAAGAGACGCAAGGGAUUGCGCAAACUUAUCCAGAUCUUUGAGACUUACCAGAGAGGAGAGUUUCCACUUGGCGUGAGGACAAUGCCAAAGGUGGAGGGACAAACUCUGUCCGAAAUGGUGGAGCAAAAAGUGGCUGCCUUAGAUAAGAUGGAGGACGAGGUCUUUGCAACCGGAAGAAAACUGAAGAAGCUCAACAAAUCCAAACGCAAACGCCUACUGCAGUCCAUUAACUUUGAGGAGGUGGACGAGCACAACUACGAUGAGGUUAUUAGCAAGGCUCUGCCUCCUGAGCUGCAGAAGAAGGUGAAUUACAAUGCAAAGGUGCGUUCUAGCAUAAACAACGCAUGGGUAGUAGAGGAGGUCAAGGAGGCCGAGCCCAAGUCGAAGAAAGCAAAAAAGGAAGAACCGCCACAGCAGAACAAAGAUGACCAGACGAAGGUGAAGAAGAAAAGCCAGCUUAAGCCGAAGAAUGACCAGUCCAAGCCCAAGAUAGAGGAUCAACCGACCUUGAAGGCAGAAAAAGAAGAGCCUGCGAAGCGCAAGAAAUUGGACCACUCCAAGACGAAGGAGGAGCAGUCGAAGCCGAAGACAGACGAGCAGCCCAAGCCCACACCUAAGGUGGAGGGACAGUCCAAGGCCAAGCCGACUCCCAAAACGAAGGCUGCCGGUGUUGAUGAUGAUGCUCCGACCAACGGAUGGGAUGCCCCUUUAGAGGACGGUGAGCAGGACAUCUUUGUUCCCUCUCGAAAACUGCAAGUGAAGCAGGCCAACAGUAAGCUGCCGCAGUCCACACCCAAACAGCCUGCGCGCGCAGAGUUUGCGACUCCACAAACGGGCAGUGGCAAGCAUGUGCGGAUCGUGACUAAGAGCAACUGCAUCUACCCCAAGAGCGAUUACUACCGCCAGCUGAAGCUGUCUCCGCAGGUGCCCUACGACGCGAAUCGGUUGCCCGGUAAGAGUGCCCUUAAGCCACACUGGAUACCGGGACCGAUUCAUCCGAGCUACAAGGCCAAGCGCUUGUUCAACGACACUCUGUGACAAAGCGUCUAGUGGCAGCGACUGGGAUUGGGACAGGAUGAGGAAGAUUAAUUUGGACUUAGUGCUCUGAGGGACGAUGAAGAAGGGGGAGCGCUUCGCAUCAUACUACUUCCUUAUAAGGCAGUAUAAGAUAACACAUCCACAAUAGGCAUGUCUUAUGCUGGUUUUAUAAUACGUCUAUACACACGAAAGUUUCCAUGCUAUAUUUUUCUAUUUUACAAUGUUAAAGCCCUUUUGUUUAGUUUCGAGAGCACCGUUACUAUGCUUAAAUAUUUCAAUUUUCUAGAAUAGUUGAAAUUUACGAUAGUUCCGUGUUGCCUUGACUAAUUUCUACUCAAAUAAAAUCCGUAUAAGACAUGUACUAAAUGUAAUCCCCUAAUCUUUUAGUAGUUACAAUUACGACUUAAAAUACUAUUGCUUGUAGGCCAUUUUAUGUUCAAGCUAUCCUCUGAUCUGAGUUGAAAUAAAAGCAAACGUAGUAUAUGUAAAAUCAAAUACGAAUCACAAAGUUUAUUUAAUUACCAGGUACAGAAAGAACUAAGUAAUUUAGCAUUUUGAUGGGCUAACAAUUCCAGCUUUCAAAUUUCAAAACUAUAUUUUUUCGAGCAGAGAAUGGGGAAAACGAAUGUAUAUCAAUAGCUAUUUGAUAGUUAAUAGCUUAUUAUUAUACCAACAUUUUGAAAAUAAAUAUGUCAUUAUUAUUUU
Messenger RNA from Drosophila melanogaster (fruit fly), 2882 nucleotides. It is a transcript of the gene Nnp-1, whose product is annotated as Nnp-1. Lineage: Eukaryota; Metazoa; Arthropoda; Insecta; Diptera; Drosophilidae. Bases 114 to 2177 code for a protein of 687 amino acids. The transcript has a single exon. Gene Ontology annotation, biological process: rRNA processing; positive regulation of DNA-templated transcription. Gene Ontology annotation, cellular component: preribosome, small subunit precursor; nucleus. The record is from RefSeq and is marked reviewed.